CCUCCCAUUGGCUGGCGCUGCUCCCUCGGAUUCAUCCGGCUGCGGCAGAGCAGCACACUCCCCUUCCUGCCUUGUGCCUUCCAUCUCCGAUCUGCCAUGCCACGCCAUGGACAGCGAAACCCCACUGCAUAAUCCACUGACUAUCAAGAAGCCUCCGAGAGCGGUCCCGUCGGCCUGAGACUUGGAGGCGAGCGCGCGAGGCUGCGGGAGCCAUGGUUCUCGUGGCGCUGGGCUGCUCCCCCGCAUCGUCACUCCCCGCUCGCACCGCCACUUCCAGAAGAAACUGUAGCACCACCAGACUGAGAAUCGUCAGAUGCUCUCUGAAUGAGGAAACACCACCGAACAAACAUGGAGUAGUAUCCAAGCAGAUAAUCUCUUGCUUUGCUGCUUCGCUCGUGUUCAUCUAUCCACCUAGUCAGGCUAUUCCUGCAGAAACCUCUGCCCGGCUGGGCUUGUGCCAGAUUGCGACAGUGGCAGCCAUCGAUAGUGCUUCAGUUCCUCUAAAAUUUGACAGCCCUUCGGAUGAAGGCAGCGCGGGGAUGAUGAUGAUGAGGGGUAUGACUGCCAAGAACUUUGAUCCAGUUCGCUACUCUGGUAGAUGGUUUGAGGUAGCCUCACUGAAACGUGGAUUUGCUGGUCAAGGACAAGAAGACUGUCAUUGCACUCAGGGUGUGUAUUCAUUUGAUGAGAAGUCACGCUCAAUCCAGGUGGAUACAUUCUGUGUCCACGGUGGACCUGAUGGAUACAUAACUGGUAUUCGGGGCAGGGUGCAAUGCCUGUCUGAAGAAGACAUGGCGAGUGCUGAGACAGAUCUUGAGAGACAGGAGAUGAUCCGUGAGAAAUGCUUUCUUCGGUUCCCGACACUACCGUUCAUACCCAAGGAACCCUAUGAUGUUCUUGCAACUGACUAUGACAAUUAUGCAAUUGUAUCUGGAGCAAAGGAUACAAGCUUUAUUCAGAUAUACUCAAGAACACCUAAUCCUGGGCCAGAAUUCAUCGAGAAGUACAAGUCCUAUGUCGCCAACUUCGGCUACGACCCGAGCAAGAUCAAGGACACCCCGCAGGACUGCGAGUACAUGUCCUCGGACCAGCUCGCCCUGAUGAUGUCGAUGCCCGGGAUGAAUGAGGCCCUGACAAAUCAGUUCCCAGAUCUAAAGCUGAAGGCACCAAUAGCACUGAACCCAUUCACAAGUGUGUUUGAAACCCUGAAGAAACUGCUUGAACUGUACUUCAAGUAAAGGGUGUAGCAUUGUUCAGCAUCCAUCUGUCCACUUCUCCACUUGGAGCCUCAAUUGAAUAAAGUUCAGUUCGCUUGUUCUGACAUUUGGUAAUCUGAAUAUUGGUAAAUUCUUUGCCUUUCCCAGAAGAAACAUUCAGUUUAGCA
Messenger RNA from Panicum virgatum (switchgrass), 1384 nucleotides. RefSeq names its product chloroplastic lipocalin. NCBI's taxonomy places the organism in Eukaryota, Viridiplantae, Streptophyta, Magnoliopsida, Poales, Poaceae. Gene Ontology annotation, molecular function: small molecule binding. The record is from RefSeq and is a predicted model, not a curated record. The coding region runs from base 213 to 1238 and encodes 341 amino acids. The transcript is spliced from 5 exons.